Molecule: messenger RNA, 3008 nt
Organism: Tuber melanosporum (Perigord truffle)
Lineage: Eukaryota; Fungi; Ascomycota; Pezizomycetes; Pezizales; Tuberaceae
Exons: 2
Coding region: 1-2247 (748 amino acids)
Cellular component (GO): cytoplasm
Molecular function (GO): protein binding
Source: RefSeq, a predicted model, not a curated record
AUGACCGCCGUGGCUCAAGCGCCGAAUUUUCUUUCCGUUCCGGGGUCAUGGAAUGGGAGUGGACCAAGUAAACUCAAUUCGGUGACCCACGACGACGUUGCGCGCAUCUUUAUUAAGGGCCAGCGCUCAUCAAGUAUGUCUUCGGUCUCCUCGACAUCUGGCACAUCCAAUGGCUCUGAGGCUGGCUGGGGAACCUCUGUCAACGGAAAAAAGAAGGGGGUGAGUCGCGCUGCUACUAGGGGUGCAAACGCAACCUGGGCUACAAAAUCCGAUAUGAUGAGGGUACCAGGCAGUUCAAAUCAACCACAGGGAGGCUUGUUGGCGGGUUCCAAUUCAUCCAUCAAUGGCAAUCACCAAGCCAUGCCCAUCCUACCAUCUCAGCAUCUUAUAUCUGGUCAGACACAACAAAAUGGGGGCCCACUCCCACCUUCUUAUUUGAUGCUUCUUCCCUUGAAUGGGACUUUUGAUCGCAAAUUCAUUCCUCUCCCCUAUUGGCCCGAUACCCUACGCAUAGGGCGUCAAACUAAUAAUAAGACCACACCUACCCAAAACAACGGUUAUUUCGAUUCAAAGGUGCUUUCUAGGCAGCAUGCGGAGAUCUGGGCGGAGAAGUUGAAUGGCAGGGUUUGGAUUCGCGACAUCAAAUCGUCCAAUGGAACUUUUGUCAACGGACAACGGCUAUCGCAGGAGAACCGAGACAGCGAGCCUCACGAACUUAGAGCGGAAGAUGUUUUGGAACUAGGUAUAGAUAUUGUUGGCGAGGACAACAAGACAAUUAUACACCAUAAGGUAGCUGCAAGGGUUGAACAUGCCGGUUUACAAACUCCGAAUGUUGGUAACUUCGACCUCAACUUUGUGGAUAUCGACCCCAUGAACAGCGUCUCCAUAAUGAACCCCCAAAAUAACUCCGCCCCCCUCCAGAAUACUAGUAUUAGAGGGCGCUCCGGAUCCCAGGGGUCACGAUCAUCGGUAAUGAGCGGAGGACCAGCCAGUCACCGACAACCUCAGAUGAUGAUCACGCCAGUGACGAUGGAAAUGGUUGUGAAAAAGCUCAACUAUGAGUUGCAAUCAGCAAAGCAACAGUCUCAGGAUUUACAAAGGACUUCAGAAGUUUUUGAUUCUCUGUUAAGCUCUAGGCCAAUUGUUGCAUUGGGGCAUAUCGCCCCCAGUGCAAAUCCGGCGCCCACCGAGCCUCUACCCGCUCCUCCGGUCCCUACACAUACAGGGCUAGCCCAGCGCCAGGUUUCGCCACCCUCACUGAUUCCACUUUCCACACACAUUCAAGAGCACCCCAGGGGCCAGCAGUUAUCUGAUAGCAGCAGGAACACGCCAAAACUUAGGUCGGAGAAAACUGAGAGACCGGAACCACCGCAACAUUUACAUGGGCUUGUGGGUGCGCUAGAGGAGGCCCGCGGAGAGCUGCAGGCCAAGACAAUUCGGGUUAGAGAGCUUGAGGAGACGCUGAAGAGGGAGAGAAGUGCGAGGGAGGUAGCUGAAGUUCGCGCUGCACAACUUGAGAACGCCUCAAGAGGUGUCCGAGAAACAGCUCGUCGGAGAGGUUUCAAGGAGUUUGACGCCGAAAAGAUACGCGCCGAUGAAGCUAUCGGAUUAUCGGAUGAAGUCCAUGAGUUGCGAAACGAAAAGUCGUUGGAUUGUCAUCCGGGAGCUUUAGACGAGGAAGAUAGAGAUAUCUACGAUGACGAUGAUGCCGCGAGCGUCACGGUUGAUCCAUCCGCUCAGGCAGCAGCGGAAGCAGCUGAAAGAUUGCAGCGGCGUGUCGAGCAGAUGAUGGCGGAACUGCAGUCGGCCAAGGAGGAGAUUGAACGGUACAAGCGGCAAGCUGAAGCUUCGGAGCACGAAAGCAUCAAAUCGAAGAAGACGCUCGGCGAGAUGGUGGAAAAGAUUCGCAAGGACGAACAGGCCAGAAAGCUCUUACACGAGAGAGAGGUUGCAAGUCAGACCGACUCAGUGGCAGUCAAGAACACAGGCAUCCAGGUCUCCAGCGAGGGUAUAGAGGAAGCAGCGGAAGAUUUCCAUUUAAACGGCACUAUUAAACCUACCGGGGGUAAGACAGCGGCUCUUAAUGAAAGCCGAAACUCUGGGGAGAUGAUCAACAAACGAAGCAAGGAGUGCAGCUUGGCAAUAUCAAAACGAGAUGCAGCUCCCUACGCCAGCAUGAUUGGGGUGAUGCUGAUCGGGGUCGGUUUGAUGGCUGUCUUGAACAGAUGGCAUAAGACUGAGGGAUAGAAAAUUCUUGUGCAGUCCUCUUUGGAGAGCAUACUUUGGGGGAGUUUGGUUUUCUCGGUACAUCUAAAUAACUUGUGCAUUUAAAAAGUCUGAGGGAGUUGAGAAGGGGGAGCUGGGGAUGUUCGGGCUCGAGAAGCCAAUCUCCUGUUUUCAUUUUCAUUUUUGUUUUUCGAUUAACCUGCACGCCAUCGCCUUACAGGCUAUAUCCACUUUUCCUUUAUUCUCUCACUGUAUUCGUAUGUUUGUCUACUCACUGCACUCGGCUUGUCUCUUUCCUCACACUCCGCCACACUUCGUUCGCAUUUCUCUUUACUACUCUCUGGCCAUCACCGGAGCUAUUUGCUUUACUGCAGGUUUUUUGUGCGACGAGCGGCGUUUUCCAUACCCCCCCUUUUCUCCCUUUCACUUCCUUUUCCUCGGGGCUCGGGUCUUUUUUGUGGGGGUGGGGGGUUGGUUUGGAGGAGGGAUCGACUGGGCUGGCUAUGUAGAAGUAAGUAGCUUAAGGAAGGAGUUUGUUCUUGGGGAAAGGUGUCAUGCAUGGGCGAUUGGGUUAGACCAUUUUUGGAAUAUUUUUCUCUGUACUUUUUCCCUGUACUUUUUCUCUUCUAUGAUACUCGCUUGGUCGACGGUUUGACCUGUUGCUUUCCAUUCUCCUUAUUCAACUUCAAUUUUUUCGUUUCCGGUUCCCCCAAUUGUUCAUGUCCGGUAUAUUACUACGUGGGUGCUUCUUCUAUCUUCCUACUUAUUAUGGUUACAAGGAG